AUGGAUCAAGUACUGAACAUGACGGUGGAAGCAGGAGAGAUGUCCACAGAAUCAGCAUCGCAACUCGUAGAUUCAAUUUUCAAAACCCUACACACCCAUGACGCCGAUCGGAAAUCUGCCAAAUCGGUGGAUGACGUAGUUUCGAAAGCAUUAAGCACCAGUUCUACGUUCAUGAAAGUCUUCGCAGCAGCGCUUGUACAGGUCAUGGAGAGACAAUUGAAGUUUCAGUCUCUUAUAAACUGUCUCAGACUUCUCAAGUGGUCGUGUCUUCUUCUGAGUAAAACCCAAUUUGCUUCGGUUUCUAGAAAUGCGUUUUGCAGAUUGGCGUCGGCGCAAAGCUCAGUUCUUCAUUUUGUUGAUUCAGCUCAAGGAUCUUUGCGCUUGAAAAAGGCUUGUAGGCAUACCCUUUUUCAUUUGUUCUCAGAGGUACCGGAGAUUUACAAAACUUAUAUGGAGGAACUAAAAGAUGGAAGAGUUCCAUAUAAAGAUUCUCCAGAAUUAUUAGGGUGUCUAAUUGAAUUUUCGAGCUUAAAUUCUACUUCGUUGGAAGAAUGGAAGCCUGUAUUUCUUGAUAUAUAUGUUAAAGCGGUUCUAAACACGAGGGAAAAGCCCGGAAAUGGUUUGAGUGUAGUGUUUUGUCCGUUGUUUUCACAUUUGUUGCAUGACGAUUUUAGCGGUUUUGUUGUGCCAUCAGCAGUUAAAAUGCUGAAACGAAAUCCUGAGCUCGUGUUGGAAUCGGUGGGAGUGCUUUUGAAAUCUGUCAACCUGGAUUUGAGUAAAUAUGCCAUUGAAAUCCUUUCAGUGGUGUUGCCACAGGCUCGCCACGCUGAUGAAGGAAGAAGGCUUGCUGCAUUUGCUAUAGUAGGUUGUUUAAGUGAAAAGUCUAGUAAUCCGGAUGUGAUUGACGCCAUGUUUAAUGCUGUCAAAUCAGUGAUUGGAGGUUCCGAAGGAAGACUUGCAUUUCCAUACCAGAGAGUUGGCAUGAUCAAUGUGCUGCAAGAGUUGUCCAGGGCUCCCGAAGGAAAAUAUCUCAGCAGCCUGGCACCAAUUAUAUGUGGCUUUCUUUUAUCCUGUUACAAGGAUGAUGGGAAUGAAGAGGUAAAGCUCGCAUGUUUGCCUGCUGUAUCAUCUUGGGCUGCAAGUUCUGCAGAUGCUAUACAGGCAGAUAUAAUUAAUUUUAUCGCUUCUGGCCUCAAGGAGAAGGAAGUUUUAAGAAGGGCCCAUCUUCGUUGCUUACGGCUCAUGUGCAAAAAUGCAGAUGCUGUUGUACAGAUGUCAUCUCUGCUUGUGCCUCUUGUUCAACUGGUAAAAACAGGUUUUACCAAAGCGACACAACGGUUGGAUGGUAUUUAUGCUUUGUUUUCCGUGGGAAAAAUUGUGGCUGUCGAUGUUAAAGCAGAUGAGAUUGUAUCAAAGGAAAAGCUUUGGUCUUUGAUAUCUCAGAAUGAACCUUCAGUUGUGCCAAUUUCUAUGGCCUCAAAAUUAUCGAUCGAGGACUGUAUGACAUGCGUUGACCUUGUCGAGGUUCUGCUAGUGGAUCAUUCUCACAGAGUGUUGGAAACUUUUCCUGUUAAAUCAUUGCUGCAGUUUAUUAUAUUUUUACUAUGUUAUCCAAGUUGGGAUGUCCGGAGAGCUAUGUAUGAUUCUACUAAGAAGAUUCUCGCUGCUGCUCCACAAUUAUCUGAAGCUCUUUUACUUGAGUUUUCAAAUUAUCUCUCUGUUCUUGGAGAAAAAGUUCAUCUUCUUAAGACAAGUGAUGCAGAAAAUUCAUUGGAUGCUCAAGUUCCCUUUCUUCCAUCUGUGGAGGUUUUAGUGAAGGCUUUAGUUGUGAUAUCACCUGCACUUUUGGCUGCGGCUCCUAGUGCAUGCAUGCUACUUUUUUCAAGUUCGCAUCAUCCAUUCCUAGUUGGUACAGCAAAAAAAAAUGCUGUUUGGAGGAGGGUGCAAAAGUGUUUGCAAACACACGGUUUUGAUGCCAUUGAUCUUAUUACAGAUGGUGUGAGUAAUUUGUGCAAGGAUCUGCUUGGACCAGCAGGAUUGAUUAGUGACAACCCUCUUGAUCAGGAAACAGCGAUAUAUUCUCUGUCUACUUUGAUGUGUAUAACACCUAAAGAUACCUAUUUAGAGUUUGAAAAGCACUUAAAAAAUCUUCCAGAGCGCUAUGCGCAUGAUGCACUUACUGAAAAGGAUAUACAGCUUAGAAAGCGUCAAUUCGUGAAAAGAGAGAAUGUGGGACUUGGGGCCCAUUCUACCAUAAAGGCAGCAGAUGAGAUGAUGUACACGAUUAAGAGGAAGUCGUCGACAAUCAAAAGACACACACCAGGUUCCUUAAAUCAAGUCACGCUGUCACCUAUGCGCCCAGUCAUCAUCACCUUGAGGUAUGAACACCAUUCGAAGAUCUUUCAUACGCCUGAAGGGAUGCUUUUGAACGAGCAAGGUGUUUAUGUUGCAGAAUCCAUAGCUGCUAAGAACACAAAACAAGCAAAAGGCCGUUUUAGGGUCUAUGAGAACAAUGAUGGCAUGGAUGAUGCCAACUCCAACCAGCCUGCAAGGCGAGAGCCUCCUAGUAAAGAGAAUGCUAGUGUGGGGAAAAAAGAUAGUGGAAAAUCAACAAAGAAAUCUGGCAUGCCAUUGUUGCAAUCUGGAAAGACUGCAAAGGAAGAGGCACGUGAGUUGCAGCUUAGAGAGGAGGCAUGUGUACGUGACAGAAUUUUUGUUAUACAAAAGCAGCUCUCUUUGAUGCUGAGAGCUCUUGGGGAGAUGGCCAUAGCCAAUCCUGUUUUCACACACAGUCAAUUACCAUCCCUGGUUAAGUUUGUCAACCCUUUGCUCCGGUCGCCGAUAGUUGGUGAUGUGGCCUUUGAAACUAUUGUCAAUCUUUCAAAAUGUACUGCAGAUCCUCUCUGUAAUUGGGCCCUUGACAUUGCUACUGCUUUACGGCUAAUUGUGACCGAGGAAGUUAAUGUUUUGUUGGAACUGAUUCCAUCUGGUGGUGAAGUGGAGGCAAAUGGAAGGCCAUCCUUUGGUCUUUUCGAGAGAGUAAUAAAUGGCUUGUCAGUCUCUUGUAAAUCAGGGGCACUACCGGUGGAUUCAUUUACCUUUGUUUUUCCGGUUCUGUAUCAUGCUCUUGGUGUUGUUCCUGCUUACCAAGCAUCUAUUGGCCCAGCAUUAAAUGAGUUGUGUCUGGGUCUACAACCAGUUGAAGUGGCUCAUGCUCUUUAUGGAGUUUAUGCCAAAGACGUUCAUGUAAGAACAGCUUGCUUAAAUGCCAUAAAAUGCAUUCCAUCUGUCGCCAGCCGUUCUCUUCCUCAGAAUGUUGAGGUUGCAACCAGUAUUUGGAUUGCUUUACAUGAUCCAGAAAAGGCUUGA
Molecule: messenger RNA, 3369 nt
Organism: Ilex paraguariensis (yerba mate)
Lineage: Eukaryota; Viridiplantae; Streptophyta; Magnoliopsida; Aquifoliales; Aquifoliaceae
Source: the annotation of a GenBank genome assembly